Prorocentrum cordatum is the source of this 900-nucleotide messenger RNA. NCBI's taxonomy places the organism in Eukaryota, Dinophyceae, Prorocentrales, Prorocentraceae. The record is from the annotation of a GenBank genome assembly.
AUGACCGCGUCGACUCAAAGUCCCGACAUGAACAAGAGGAGGGGAAAAGGAAAAAAGGAGGAGGAGGAGGAGGAGGAGGAGGAGGAAGGGGAGUGGGCAGCGCGCUUGCCAAAACAGGCGCUCUGGAAGGAACGCCCUGGGGGCCCAGGCGCUGCAGGCCGAUGCUGCGCACAGGCCUGGAGGAGGAAGACCAGCGAAUCUUCAAACCUCGGCCCUUUUGGUGGGGGCGCCUACGGAGACCAUGGGUCCGGGGGGCCCGCAAAGCAGCAGCGCGGAGCGAGAGGUGGCAGCGGCCACGGCGCGGAGCCAAAAGCCUGGGCAAGAAACACGGCUGCCACGCAGAAGCAGCAGGAGAGAGACCAGAGGCGGAGGAGCAAGACGCGCUCCGGCGCGCGGCUGCCAGCGCCGAGGCCUGGCGAGCAACCGACGGGGAGGCUCCCGGGAGGAAGCCUCGCGCACCGUGGCCUGGAAGAGCUGCCCCGCCUCGGGCCGCGAGACGGCGCUGUGCCGUACCGCAGAGUGCGCCCUGCACAGCACGUGCAUGCACACCACUCUCACGGCGCGCAGCUCGUCGCUGGUGUGCGCUUUUGGCUCUCCGCCUCGAGAACCCGUCGAGCAAGAGAAGCCGAAGAGAGAGCACUGCAGGCGCACCUCGGAAGGGCGGCCGCGCGAGGGGCCACGCCAGCCUACACCGGCGACGAUACAGUCCACAAGUUGCAGGAGGAGGAGGAGGAGGAGGAGGAGGAGAAGGAAGAGAAGGCGGAGACGGAGGUGAAGGCGGAGGCGGAGGCGCAGGAGGAUGGCAUCCGCCCGGACAUCCAAAGACGUACAAAUAUCAUUGCUGCAAGCGCGCCGUCGCGAGCCAGCCGUGGAGAGCCGCGCGCCACGCCGCGGCCAUGA